AUGCUUCGGACCUCUUUGCGGUCUGUCUCAGGCCCUUCAAGCCGACAUGUUUGUCUCUCCUGUCUAGCUCGCCCCGGUGCGCUCGGUUUGCGCCAGUUUCAUCGCAUAUCUGCCCUCCGUACCGAUUCAGGCGAAACCAAGCCGGAAGCCAAUUCAUUUGACGCGUCGAUCCAACCUCCAGCGCCACCGCCGCCCAAUGGUCAGACUCCAGAGAUAAAAGAUGGCGCUUCUUCCGAACCCCAGAAAUCCUCGCGGCCGCCUGAUUCACCGAGGGUACUCACUGCUGCUACAUGGGCUCAGAUGAAUAAACCGCAACGAAGGAAUUACAGAAACAGGCAUAGCGCGUUGUUCAACAAGUUCAGGGAGUCAAUGUUAGCCAACAGAGAAAUAACACUCAAAGAAGCAGUGGAGUUAGAAAUUGCGCGGACCAAAACAACAGAGCAAGAAGCAGCACCGUUGGAGGCCCCCAUCCCAGAGACCGCACUUUCAGAGGCAACCCCGUCAAAGGAAGCUCCAUCAGAGGCAGUACGGGUGGAAGCAGACCAAAUCAAGGCCUUGCAACAGAAGAUGAGGGCAACGGAAUUGGAAGCCAGACGGGAAAGAAAGGCCAAAUUCAAGGCGGAAAAAUCGCUGGCCAAUGCUAAACAGGAGGCUAAAAUAUUGAAGGGAAAGGAGAAAGAAAGCCAACUCAAGGCCGAGAUUGCAACAGACGGCCCAGCAGAUACGCCAGCGGCCAGUGAACCCAAGGAGACGCUCAACUUGAAGUCCACUAGUAAUGUGGUGGCCCAAAUAUUGGAAACUAGCUCCGAGAACGGUGUUGCAAGUCUGAAUGAGCCAUCACUCGAGGCCGAGAGGGAAGAGAAGGAGAAGGAGAAGGAGAAAAAGAAGAAAGAGGAAGAGGAAGAGGAUGGGGGUGAGUGGAGUUGGUCGCCUUGGGACGAUAAGAGUCAAUCCCUUCCUUUCCUUGAGGAUCACGUUACGUCUAGGGACCGCGGGUCUCUUAACUCAAAGGACCGGAACGUGCACUUGAAAGAGGUGCGUACCCCCAUGCCUCCUGUCCCACGCGUCGCCUUUGGUCUCGACCGAGUGCUUUUCAACCCCGGUGUCUACCAGCUACGCGACCCUCGGUCUCUUGUCUACAAUUUCGACCCCUACCUAGACCAGAUCAUGCCCGUGUCGGAAUUUGACUUUGAUACCUUGAAGCCGUACGUCACCUCCUCUAAAGAUGUGACGGCUUGCGAAAUGACCAAGAAACACGAAAAGAAGUACUAUGGCUCGUCCUCGAGCAUGACUUCAGUUCUCUCUCAUUUCCAUUAUCUUCUGUCCGCGUGGCGGCCUGUCGAUACUUCCAAACUUACUCAAAGUUACGGAGACCCUCUACGCUCCUUCACCCGUCUCCUUCGAGCGCCGACUGCCAUGUUCCUCCGUUAUAAUGAGAAGGAGGAUAUCUACGCCAUUGAUGCCGAUAAGGAAUACGACACAGCUAAUAUUCUUAUGCACCUGGGCAAGUCAAUGGAGAAGCAACUCACGCUGCCAAAGGAAAAGUUUGAACGCUACCGCCGCAGCGAUGCGAACAAGAUCACUGCCGAGGAAGAAGCAAGCGUCCCGGAGUCAUAUCACUACAGCACCAUAGGCAAGUUCCUUCUGCGAUCGCAACUCGACGCCUACGACCCCAGACUGCCAGGUACUGGCAUGUUCGACUUGAAAACACGUGCGGUAGUUUCGAUUCGCAUGGAACCCUUGGAGCACAAGCGCGGAAUGGGCUACGAGAUCAGACGCCGCUUUGGAAAGUGGGAGUCUUACGAACGCGAAUACUUCGACAUGAUCCGCGCCGCCUUCCUCAAGUAUUCCCUGCAGGUACGCGUUGGCCGCAUGGACGGCAUAUUCGUCGCAUAUCACAACACAGAGCGCAUUUUCGGUUUCCAAUAUAUCACCCUCGAAGAGAUGGAUGAGGCUCUACACGGCUCGUCCAACACAGAACUCGGCGACACAGAAUUCGAACUGAGUCUCGGUCUGUGGGAGAAGAUUUUGGAUAAGGCAACGGAGAGAUUCCCCAAAAAGUCUCUGCGUUUCCACUUUGAGACCUGCGAGGGUCCCACCCCCUUCAUGCACAUCAUCGCCCAACCCGUGACGGACGAACAAAUCGACGCCAUCCAGUCAAAGAACCAAGCUCAAGUCGAUGCCAUCACGGAACGCCUCUUCUACCCGGAUCGGUUCGAUGGCAGCGAGGCGACGGAAUUCGAACCCGAAGCCGAAGCCGAACCUGAACCUGAACCGGAAGCCGAACCCGAACCUCCAAAAGAGAAUACGGAAGCCGAAGCGAAAUCCAUCGGCAAUUCCCUCGCCGACGCCCUCUUCCCAAUAGAUCCAGCCGAGAGCGCUGCCGAGCAAGCCGCUGAGCUAGAAUACGACACCUCAUUCGAGCUCCCCGGCCUCAACCCAGACUCCAUAGCCGAACCGAAACCCAAACCCAGAAAGCCCAGAUUCGUGCCCAACCCCAACUUAUGCACCGAUUACGACGAGAACUUGCUCGCUAUGACACUCGUCAUAAAUAACAAAGUGAACGGAGCUCCAGUGGAGCGACCGGGACACUUCACCAAGUCUGAUAAAUGGACGAUUGACUACGAGCUCGACGAGAUCAGUGUUGAGCAGGGCAAUGCUGUUCUGCAGGCUGUUAAGAGACGUCGCAAUCUUGCUCUGAGGAAGAACGUGCAAGAUCAUUCGAAUGACUUUUUCGCGGGUUUGCAAAAGCUUGCUGAGAAAGGACGUGCUUUCCGGAAGCGUUUGGAUAAGAUUGAUCGUGACCGUGGGAUUCUUGUUUAUAAGGAUUCUUGUGAUAUGGAUGUUUAA
Molecule: messenger RNA, 2850 nt
Organism: Penicillium concentricum
Lineage: Eukaryota; Fungi; Ascomycota; Eurotiomycetes; Eurotiales; Aspergillaceae
Exons: 4
Coding region: 1-2850 (949 amino acids)
Biological process (GO): mitochondrial RNA 5'-end processing
Cellular component (GO): mitochondrion; mitochondrial envelope
Source: RefSeq, a predicted model, not a curated record